UGAUACUGAUCCACUUUAAUUUGUUCAGAUGUGUGUGGAUAGGAUUUUUCAGAGAAUGGACCCGUCCAGUAUUAGCCUUCAGCUGAGCUAUGUGAAGUCAUGAAACCGCUGGAAAACGAUGUUGGAGAGUUAGUAAUGAGUGACAAGGAAAUGGCGGAUGAACUAAGUAUAUCAUGGAAGAUCGAAAUGAGAGGGGUAUAAAGAUGAGGCAGAACCCAAGCACAUCUACAGUGGACCAGAAAAGAGAGACAGGAAAAGCUAAAAGAAAAAGAAAACGGAGUAGAAGUAGAUCUUCUUCCGUGACUUCAACUUCAUCGUCUUCAUCAUCAUCAUCAAAUUCAUCAUCUUCAUCGUCCUCAUCUUCAAGAAGUCGAAGCAGAUCGAGCAGUAGAGAAUCCCAGAAAAAGUCAAAAAUUAAAAAAAGGAAGAAAGAAAAACAACACAAAAAGCGAGGCAAAAAGGAAAAAAAGAAAAAGCGAAAGAGGAAAAAGAAUGCAUGUUCAGGGCCUGUCCAGAUUUCUAAGUUUCUGAAAGACCGAGACAAAAGUGAUAAAUAUAGCAUGAUUACAGGAAAGAGGAUAAAAAUGAAAGUUAAAAAGACCAGAGGUGAUAAGGAGCGAGACCGAAAUCGAGCUGAACUCCUUCAGUUCUUGAACUCUGCUAUGUAGAGAAGAUUUGCAUCAGUGGGAUUUCUAAACCGUGAAAUGAAGGCUCUGUAAACAGCAUGGACUUUGUUACUGAAGACCAAUGUGUGCUUGCUCAGCUCAGGGAAAACCCCUUCAUAAGUGAAUGGAGGAGACUUAUAUUCCAGCGAUAAAGGUUGAAAUCUGACUGUAUGAUUUUGAAACAAUUAAGAUAAAACAAUCUAAACAAGA
This is a messenger RNA of Hypanus sabinus (Atlantic stingray), 875 nucleotides long. RefSeq lists its product as uncharacterized. The record is from RefSeq and is a predicted model, not a curated record. NCBI's taxonomy places the organism in Eukaryota, Metazoa, Chordata, Chondrichthyes, Myliobatiformes, Dasyatidae. The coding region runs from base 174 to 668 and encodes 164 amino acids. The transcript has 7 exons.